Molecule: messenger RNA, 401 nt
Organism: Mytilus trossulus (common blue mussel)
Lineage: Eukaryota; Metazoa; Mollusca; Bivalvia; Mytilida; Mytilidae
Exons: 5
Coding region: 6-401 (131 amino acids)
Source: RefSeq, a predicted model, not a curated record
UUAAAAUGAGUGUUUGUUUUGAACCUGCAAAGAUUAUACCUAUGUCCGCACCAUAUACAGAGGCCAGUGAAGGUUCCAUGACAGUUCACAACAAUACAAAACACGAUAUUAAAAUAAAAGUAAAGGUCACCGAGUCAUUACUCUUUGCUGCCAAACCAAACAUAGCUUUAAUCAAUGCUGGCUGUGUUCAAAUCAUUAUAUUCAGGUAUAGACCGCCACUGAUAGACUUCCCCAUCAAACCAAAGUCACAGAUACAGUUUAUAGAGCUUAAUGGGAUAGCAGACAGUAAUGAUGUUUUCGAUGACCAUACAGAUAAAAUACAGCAAAAGAACUUUAGAAUGGCAUUUCCGGAAUCCGAACAGAAGUACACCAAUGUCGAUAAGGUUAUAAACAAUACUUGA